AUAACUGAUCUAGCUACUUGGCUACCGGAGAGGGAUUCCCAGGGUCUCCCCAGAUUCGCCAUAGUGGCAAGGGCACCGCCAUAGCCAGUGUUUGCGAAAGGCCUCUCCCUUCAAUUUGAUAGCGGGUUGAAGUUCCGGGGCGGACUCGCCUCUUCGCGAUGGCAAAUGACGCAUUUCAGCCCGUCUAAGAGCAUUUAUUGUUUUAUAUAUCAAGAGAGGAGGCCAACCGGGACUCAGUCUGGAAUUACUAACGGGUAUUUUCUCUUUCAAUCAAUCUAGAGUAAGAAACACACUAGCAAUAAAUAAUGGCAGUUGCAGGUGCACAAUAUGCCUUUCAAACCGGCCUGGCCACUGGGAUGUCAGCAACAGAGGGCGUGCAUUCGCCUCAUCCCAAGCCAGUUGAUCCGGCCCUCAACCAAGCAGCCUACAUCCUGCCCGAAGAGACUCCAGUAGAGGCCACUAGCCGGGUGACCUUGAAGGGGGCCAAAGAAGAUGUGCAGGUCCCGUACAUGUGCAUCGGCGCCUGGUCUUGGGGGGACAAGGCAACCUUCAAGUACGAUCGGGAGAAGGAUCUUCCCCGGCUCCAAGCGGCAUGGAAGAAACUCCAAGAGGCCGGGUUGACCUUUGUGGACACAGCGCAGGAGUACGGCGACGGCGAGAGUGAAAAGAUCUGCGGGUCGUUGUUCAAGGGGAUGCCACGGGACUCGUUUGUCAUCCAGACCAAAUGGGCGGCGUUUCCGGAUUUGACCAACGUGCUGUUGCAGGCCCAGGGGCCUGUUAAAAAGCUGCGACAAUCCCUGGAAAACCUCGCCCUCGAUCAUGUGGACGUUUAUCUUGUCCACGGCCCUAUCCAUAUCAACUACAUCGAGACCGUCGCCCAGGGGUUGGCUGAAUGCGUGCAUCUCGGCCUAGCAAAGACGGUGGGAGUGGCCAACUAUAGCAAAGAAGAGAUGGUGAAGAUGGCGGACGCAUUGGCCCAGCACAAUGUGCCCCUGGCUGUCAACCAGUGCGAAUAUUCCAUCCUCCGGCGACAUCCGGAGAUCUAUGGUCUGAUCCAUGAAUGCCGCCAGAGAGGCAUCGUCUUCCAAGGAUACGCCUCCUUGGCCAACGGCCGUCUGUCGGGCAAGUAUUCUCGCUUCAACGAGCCUCAGCGGACAUACCGUUUCAGCAGCUAUCCGAUGCAUAUGCUGGAUCCCACGCUCAACGUUCUGAAGCGGAUCGCCGAAGAGAGACAGGUUCCCAUGGCCGCCGUGGCGUUAAACUUCAACAUCAACAAAGGUGUGAUUCCUGUGGUUGGAGUCCGCAGCCCCGAGCAGACUGAACAGAACAUACAGGCGCUAGGCUGGAAACUCUCACAGGAUGAGAUCCGCCGUAUCGAGAAUGUCAGCUUGGAGGGCAAUACGACGGUUAUGUGGCAGCAUGGAUGAGCGGUGGUGGUGUUGUAAAUACUAGUAGUUAGUAUUGAAUAUUAUCCAAUCUGUUCUAAAUUAGCAUUCUUCGACAGAUACAACAGGUACCACCAGUAAUUCUACACAGCAACGAUGUCAAAAGUAGAGCGAUGCUGAGAAAAAGACAAGUCGACAGGAGAUGAAGUAAUGUCCAAGUCACCGCCGCCCCAAAACAACACGAGCACCUUCCAGAGCCCCGCCGGUGACGAUGUCCGCCUUUCUCCUGACCCCCGCAUCCCCCGCCAAGUGAGCUGUCCUCCUUGCCACUGUCCUCUUUCUCUGCCAGAACAUCUGGUUGAAUUUCAAUUUGCAACUAGCCCGAUCGUCUGAUACGCCAGGCGGAACUCAAUGGAGCGUAGCAAGAAACCCUCUGCGAUUGGGGUCGGCACGUCGCUCCCCCAGCCUACAGUGUCGUUCCGCGAGAAUAUCGUCGAGGCCUCUC
Penicilliopsis zonata CBS 506.65 is the source of this 1890-nucleotide messenger RNA. RefSeq lists its product as hypothetical. Gene Ontology annotation, cellular component: cytoplasm. The coding region runs from base 306 to 1427 and encodes 373 amino acids. The record is from RefSeq and is a predicted model, not a curated record. Lineage: Eukaryota; Fungi; Ascomycota; Eurotiomycetes; Eurotiales; Aspergillaceae. The transcript has a single exon.